AAUUACCCGGACACAAACACAACACAGCAUGGAGGGGAAAGUCGCAGUGGUGGUGUUGGCGGCGAUGGUGGCGGCGGCGGCGGCGGACUCCUCCUCGCACGUGUCCAUCAACUUCGGCGAGGCCCAGGUGGAGUACGACAACAACCACGUGCUAGAGCACGCCCCGUACCCCCACCCACCAGCUGACCCCCUCUACUCCCACCCCCCCGCCGAGCCACACUACACAGCCCCACCCGCCGAGCCACACUACCCGCAGCAACCCCCGGUCUAUCACCCCCCCGCCCCCGUCUACCACCACCCCGAGGAGCCGUACGCUGAGCCCGCCGUGCCCGCCUGCGCCGAGGCCACCAACGCCACGUACUGCACGGAGGACGAGGCCUACCCCGAGUACGAGAUCAAGCACGCCAUCCAGUACCACCUGGACAAGUUCAACCACCUGUACGCUGACGUGGCGGACCUCAACACGGAGCUGUCAGUGGAGCGGCCCGACACCCUGGAGGAGGAGACGUACCUCUGCCCCUCCGAGACCGCCUACGUCAGGCCGCUGCGCGCGCUCAACACGGAGGGCAAGUGGCGCGUGGUCGUGAACGAAAUCGCGCUCCACUACAAGACCUUCACGCAGACGACCCGCGUGGAGGAGUGCCUCACCGCCGGGGACCCCUGCCCGAAGGUACCGUUCUGCUACGAGUCCUCCUGCCUCCAGAAGUCCAUCUACCACCGAUUCCUCGUCUACGACGCCUACGACAAGUACUUCCCCUUUGCCAUCGAGACCUUCAAGCUGCCCGCCAGCUGCGCCUGCCUCCUUGGCGCCUACGAACUAACCCACUAACGCCCACUGUUCCCAUGACUAGCCGCGACCCAAAGACUGGAAUGCAGGUUGAAGUAAAGU
Molecule: messenger RNA, 889 nt
Organism: Eriocheir sinensis (Chinese mitten crab)
Lineage: Eukaryota; Metazoa; Arthropoda; Malacostraca; Decapoda; Varunidae
Product: neurotrophin 1-like
Exons: 2
Coding region: 29-829 (266 amino acids)
Biological process (GO): regulation of Toll signaling pathway; innate immune response; central nervous system formation
Cellular component (GO): extracellular region
Molecular function (GO): Toll binding; growth factor activity
Source: RefSeq, a predicted model, not a curated record